This is a messenger RNA of Carassius carassius (crucian carp), 757 nucleotides long. RefSeq names its product parathyroid hormone 1a (gene pth1a). The record is from RefSeq and is a predicted model, not a curated record. Gene Ontology annotation, biological process: intracellular calcium ion homeostasis. Gene Ontology annotation, molecular function: hormone activity. The transcript is spliced from 3 exons. The coding region runs from base 139 to 516 and encodes 125 amino acids. NCBI's taxonomy places the organism in Eukaryota, Metazoa, Chordata, Actinopteri, Cypriniformes, Cyprinidae. Gene Ontology annotation, cellular component: extracellular region.
GAUGUCACGCGCAUUCUUCAUCAAGGCACAGGGUGACAUCAUCACUAAUAAUGAAGGCGGCUCAUCAAUGGACACAGAGCUAUAAAAGGAACUCACCAUGUGAACUGUGAACCAACUCUGAUGUGAACUGAUAGGCUGAUGCACAAACUCCUGCAAUCUGAAGGCUAUACCAGCAUGGUUAAUAAAAUGGUUUCCAUUCAUCUUGGAUUUUUGGAGAAAACAGUUAUACUUUUCUCCAUCUGCAUAUUAUUCUAUUCAACACAUGCAGAUAGCAAGCCACUGGGCAAAAGGGCUAUCAAUGAAGUCCAGCUUAUGCACAACCUCGGGGUACAUAAACAUGAGGAACUGAGACAUGACUGGCUUCAGAUGAAACUACGGGAAAUCCACACGGCCUCAGAGAAGAAAAACGAAGACAAAACAGGACUUCCAUAUAUUUUUCCCAAACUGACGGAUUUAAAUCAAAUGGAAGAUGAAGAUAUCAUUGCAGUUUUGGAAAAACUUAUGAACCCAUCGUAAAAAGAGAAUUUAUGUGAUUUUAAAUUUAUGUGAUUAUUACUCAGGGACGUUAAGACAUUCUGUUCAGCUUUAAUAAUUCUAUUAACAAUAUUUAUUUAUUUUUUCUAUAAAAAAUUUAUUUAUAUUUUUAUGUAGUUUCCAUAAUUUUUUAGUGGCUAAACCGAAAGAGCUCACAGCUAUUCUAUGUAUUUGUGCAUUUGAUCGUAGGCUAGAUCUAUUAACUGAACCCAGAAAAAAGUAU